This is a messenger RNA of Didymella exigua CBS 183.55, 1710 nucleotides long. Its product is annotated as cyclopropane-fatty-acyl-phospholipid synthase. NCBI's taxonomy places the organism in Eukaryota, Fungi, Ascomycota, Dothideomycetes, Pleosporales, Didymellaceae. Bases 238 to 1605 code for a protein of 455 amino acids. Gene Ontology annotation, biological process: lipid biosynthetic process. The record is from RefSeq and is a predicted model, not a curated record. The transcript has 3 exons.
CGUCGGCUGUCGGAUUUCCGCUGCAACGGCGUGAAUUUACUCAAAUGCACAAGCGCGCCGGUUGCAAUGGAUGGUCCAGUAGGCGUGUCCCCUUUUUUCUUUUGAGUCUCAGUUCUGUGCUCUCCAACCACGACAGCGAGCCCUUGCGACGUCUAGUUGUAGCUCUUAAGAUCGCAAUACACAUCAAUUCUUCCCUAUUCAGUUCUUUCGGCAUCCAGAAGCUCAAUUGACCUCACAAUGGCGAUCUUCGACACACUGACAGCGCCCGCAUCCGCGAUCCUCAGCGCACUCACAUCUCAAGCCUGGCAACCACUAGUUUCAUUAUGCAAGAACGGCACGCUUUCGCAAUUGCAAAACAUACAGAUCGGAAGGCUUGUGGUGUUCGAGGGUGAAGAGAGCAAAGCGAAGAACGUGUUUGGCGCGGACAAGGAAGGAGUACCAGUUGCGUAUCUGCACGUACACGAUGAGAAGUUUUGGGUUCGAUUGGCUCUUUUUGCCGACAUGGGUUUCGCUGAAAGCUACAUGCUUGGAGAAGUCAGUUCGCCAGAUUUGACCAAGUUCUUCGAGCUCUUCAUCUUGAACCGCAACCACUUGGGGAAUGGCUCAAAUCUGACGGCAGCAUUCUCCUCAGGACUGGCAGGCCUAGUCCGAGGCAGCAACAACCUCAAGAACGCCAAGCUGAAUAUCAUGGCGCACUACGACAUUUCGAAUGAGAUGUUCGCUGCGUUUCUCUCCCCAGACAUGACAUACUCGAGCCCCAUCUGGCUACCAAAAUCUAAUCUGGAGUCAGCAGGCGAGAGCCUCUACGAUGCGCAGAUGCGCAAACUCGACCGAUUCAUCGACAACACACACAUCAAAGGAACAGAUCACGUUCUGGAGAUUGGCACAGGGUGGGGCAGCUUUGCCAUGCGAGCUGUGCAACGGACAGGCUGCAGAGUUACAUCUUUGACUCUGUCGAUCGAACAGAAAGAAUUGGCGGAGGAACGAAUCCGCGAGGCAGGCAUGUCAGAAAAUAUCACAGUGUUGCUCUGCGACUACCGAAGUUUAGAGGUGCCGGAAACAGGAGCUUUCGACAAGAUCGUAUCGAUCGAGAUGCUGGAAGCGGUGGGCCAAGCAUAUCUCAAGACAUACUUCCAGUGUGUGGACAAGCUGCUGAAAAAGGAGGGUGGAAUUGCUUGCUUCCAGUGCAUCACGAUGCCAGACGGUCGCUAUGAAGCAUACGCGAAGUCUGACGACUUUAUCCGCCGCUACAUCUUCCCAGGCGGCCACCUUCCGGCCGUCUCUGAGCUCGUCUCGUCUAUUCAGAGCGCAUCCAGCGGCUCGCUUGUGGUAGACAGCAUCGAGAACAUCGGCCCACAUUACUCGAAAGCGCUGCGUCUGUGGCGAGAAGAAUUCCUGAACAACUGGGACAGCAGGAUAAAGCCGCAGCUGAUCAAGGAGAAGGCUGGAGAACUGGACAACGAGGGCGCGGACAUCUUCAAGAGGAAGUGGGACUACUACUUCAGGUAUUCGGAAGCUGGAUUCUCGACAAAGACGCUAGGAGACGUCAUCAUCACGGUCGGAAGAGAGGGUGCGACGCAGAUGAUGGAGGACGUCCCGUUGUAAAACACGUCAGCCGGAGCAUAGCAGGCGCAAUCAUCUUUUGCUUUACGCAAUAUACCACAUAGGUGCUAUCCUAUACCAACCUAACUCUCAUUCACACCACACCCA